Caenorhabditis sp. 36 PRJEB53466 is the source of this 3034-nucleotide messenger RNA. The record is from the annotation of a GenBank genome assembly. Lineage: Eukaryota; Metazoa; Nematoda; Chromadorea; Rhabditida; Rhabditidae.
AUGAAUCGGGCGGAGGUGAUAGAUCCGCGCUCGUCGGACAGCACGUCCUCGGAGCAGCGGCGGGUGCACGCGGUACCACCCACGCCAAUGUAUCAAGGAGAGACAAAAAUAUUGGACUCACUUCUAAAAGAAGCUCAGCUGACUCCAAGUCUGAAAGCGAGUGGUGAGCACAGUCGCCAAACCAGGGAUCCUGAAAACAGUUGUUUUUUACAGUAAUCAGUCACCAGGCGCAGGCAAAGAGUAAAGAGGAGGAUGAGCGGAAGUUGCAGAAGAUGCUAGAAAAGUAUCAAAUGGAAAUGAACAUGCAGCGAGCGAACAGUAGGAAAGACAUGCAGAGCAGUUCAGGACGUGAGCACAUGGGGGAUGAGAAUAGUAUAUCAGGUCUUUCCGCUUCUUUUCAGCGUCGCCGAUUAGUCAUUCACAGCCGUGUCUUAUUGCAAGCGGAUCACGCUCUUCUGAGUGAGCUUUUUGCGCUUUGAUGAAAGAAUACAGUGAACUCAUUUCAGAGUACCAGCAAGUGAGCACACAAUGAGCAUGUCAGCGUAUCAACGUCGAGCCUCGGCUUCUGGAGACCAGGCUCUUGAUGUUCCCUCCAUGAACCAAGCAAACAGGGUAAGACGAAGACGAACACUAAACAAAACAAACAAACGAAUGCUCAGGGCGUGUCAAGCAACCAAAAACUGAUACAAAUUCUACGAGAGGAGAAUGUGCACUUGAAGAAAGAGCUCGAGGCCUUUAAACGGAGCCUUUCAAAGCUGCAGCAGGUUUGUUUUAAAAGACUAUGCAAAUGAGAUGAGCCAUUUCACAGAUCGAAUACUCUUAUGCGCGAUUGGAAAAAGAGUACGAGUAUCUGGCAAACGAACGAAAAAAGCAGGAGAACUUUGAGCUGAAUGUGAUUAUUCAACUGGAAAAAUCGGUGAAAAGGUGAGAGCAGAAAGAGGUACAUCCCGCCAAAGUGAGACAGAAACUUUGUGCAGACUUACCAUCGAGAAGGAAGAUUUGCAAUUGAGACUGGAGAAGGCGAGCGCCGAGCCGUCAAUGGUGGCCAAUCUGAUGUUGAAUGAAAUUCAGCAAAGUACGAUUGACGGGAGGAACAAAAAACGAACAAACAAACACGAUUGGAAAAAGAAAUGAAAUUUAAAAUCAUUCUUUCAGGACAAGAGCUUUUCGCUUGCAAAGAACGACAGAAAAUGGAGAUUGAGGCGCAAAAUCAGACGUUGGAAGAACAACGAAAUCAUAUUGCGAUGCUUGAGAAAGCACUCGCCAAUUCACAAGAGCGCUUGUCAAAACGAGAAAAAGUAAGACGAGGGCUGGCGGGAGGAAGUGGAGCGUCGCGAACAUUUUGUGCGCUUUUUCAGAAGUGCGAAGAGUUGUCGGCGUUGGCCGUACACGCCGACGAGCUGAGAAAGCAGUUGACUGAAGUGUGGGAGGACCAGCAGCGGAAAGAGCAGCAAAUGGAGAACGAACGGGCUCAGUGGGAGAUGGAGAAGACGCAACUAAGGAUGCAACUGCAGAAGGACACUUCUCUGACUGGAAGUUUGAAGGUAGGCGGCGGUAGGGAAGGGUGUAACCGGUUACUGAAUUAUGGACAGUUUUGGAAUGGGGUAGUCACCAUUUUCACGAAAAAUACUGAUCAGCACCGAAAGUUUGAAAAUCACAUUUAUAGAUUUUUGUCAGUUCAGUUUGUGAAUGGGAAGGUAUUCACAGACCUUACUGAAAACGUGGACGUGUACGGUACUCCUCAAUUUUCGCGAGACUUGCAACAAGCCGGGCCGAGCCUAAAACUUGAAUGUCUCCGACCCUUAUAUUUCGCAAAAACUGUUCUAGAAGAAACUUCCGGGUCGAUAGGGCUGGCCCGAAAUCUCUCAGUUCUAUUAGUACACUGAAAACGAUGGGUGUUACAGUUCCAGAGAACGCCGACGCCAGGCAGCACUGAAGAUCUGAUGCGACUGCGAAAGACAAUUCAGGCAAAAGACGAGAAAAUUUUGCAGUUGGAAAGGAUGGUGAACGAUUUGCGAAAGUAAGAAUAGAUAGAUGGAAAGAUAAAAGGAAGUGAAAGAAGAAGAUGAUUGAAAUAUAUUUUUAGAACAUUGGGUGAUGAGAAUGAGCGACGGCGGGGAACGUUGGCGACGAUUACAGACACGUUUGACGCUCAAAUUAAAAAAAUGCAAGAGGAGAUGAGCGAGAAGGUUAGAUAUCAUCUCAACUGGAGCUGACUUUUGAAAAAUCUAAUUCAAACUUCAGGAUCUAAUCAUAAACGAGCUAAGAUCGGAGAGAGACAAGUAUGCGGCGAUUGUGGAUAAAAGUAAGUAUACAUGCAUACAUACGGGGGAAGGAAAAGCAGGAAAAGGGGACGUCGUCUCUCUGACAUGUGUGCGAAGAGCAUGCCGACGAAGGAGAAAAAGCAGGAAUCCCCUUUCCCUCCCUCUUUCAUCUUCUUCUUUUUUUCCAGAUAGUGGCGAUGAGGCGCUGAGUCGGAUGGAGGAAAUAAGGCAGAAGAUUCAAGAGCGAAAGAAGAAAGGGCGGCUCGGAGUGACUGGCGGGUACUAUAUAUAGCGGAAUGAGAAAUGAGCAGUGGUGGGCGGAAAUUGGAAUUUGCAGACUUUCCGAACACGCGAGAACGUCAUCGGGCUCAAUGAUGCAAAGUUCACUUCAUAGGAGGUAGGAUAAGGAUUACGAAAUUGUUUUGAUUAGCAGACUUAAGCAAAAUUGGCCCGGUCAGCCCGGAUUGAAUAGCAUUGUCGAGUUUUCGAAUUUUUGACUGGAAAAAGUCACAGUUUUCAAAACAAUUCGUCAAAUGUGUUACAUUUUGAGACAUUGGUACUAAAACCCGGGCUGACCAGAAAACCAAAAAAACAUUCAAAGAUUAAGUUUGACGUCUCUCCGCUUGUGAAACCCCACAAAAAUCGUCACAAUCCUCAGAUCUUCAUCCGGAUCAUCGUUCGACCCAGUGCCCACCGCGCCAAUCCCAUAUGCCAUGUUCAAAAGUACGAACAACAACAAGUCACUUCAUACGGAUAGUCAAUUCUCCUAA